Molecule: messenger RNA, 2979 nt
Organism: Chelmon rostratus (copperband butterflyfish)
Lineage: Eukaryota; Metazoa; Chordata; Actinopteri; Chaetodontiformes; Chaetodontidae
Gene: prnpb
Product: prion protein b
Exons: 2
Coding region: 124-1662 (512 amino acids)
Biological process (GO): protein homooligomerization
Cellular component (GO): membrane
Source: RefSeq, a predicted model, not a curated record
UGGAAGUGAGGUUGAAGUUAUCUUACUACGACGUUUGUCCUUAACAGCGUCUCGCCUAUUGAUCUGGGAAGUUUGAAGCUUUCCAACUUUACCGAAGUGGACACCUAAGUUACAAGUGCAAAGAUGAAGCCGACUGUGAUAGCUGUGUUGUGUCUGUCGCUUCUCUUGGUUCAUUUCUCACUGGCCAAAAAAGGAGGAGGGUUUGGUAGUAAAUUAAAUCUUUUUAAGAAGACUCCCAAAAUCACCCCCAAACAAUCUAAACCACCCAAACAACCCAACCAAGGGAGUUACCCACGUCAACCAGAUAGACCAGGGAGCUACCCUAACCAAGGAGGUUACCCCCAGCAACCAGGGGGUUACCCUAACCCCAACCAAGGAGGUUACCCCCAGCAACCAGGGGGUUACCCUAACCCCAACCAAGGAGGCUACCCCCAGCAACCAGGGGGUUACCCUAACCCCAACCAAGGAGGCUACCCCCAGCAACCAGGGGGUUAUCCUAACCCCAACCAAGGAGGUUACCCCCAGCAACCAGGGGGUUAUCCUAAACCCAACCAAGGAGGUUACCCCCAGCAUCCAGGAAGCUACCUUAACCCCAACCAAGGAGGUUACCCCCAGCAUCCAGGGAGUUACCCCAACCCCAACCAAAGAGGUUACCCACAGCAACCAGGGGGCUACCCUAACCAAGCCUGGGGCUAUCCAGGUGGAGGUCACCCAGCACAGGGCUACCCAUAUGGAGGGGGUCAUGGUGGUUAUGGCAGUUAUGGAGGCUAUCCAGGUGGAUACAUUAACUACAACCCAAACAACAAAAUCCCAAGCCCUCACUAUGGUGGCAGCUUUGGAUAUGGGGGUUACGGUGUUGGGGGCGGGUCUCCCUUUUCUCAGUCAGUUCAGUCAAUGGGCGUGUAUCCCAAAGACAAAUCAAGGCAGUUUGGAGGCAGUGCGAUGAUGGCAGCAGCUGGAGGGGCUAUGGCGGGAAUGGCCCUGGGCUACGGGUUAGGAAGGUUCCCCCGUCCUCACUUCCACUUCCACAGCCCCCAGGAGGAGUAUUACUACAACCACUACAUGUACAGGAAAUAUGGUAUCAAGUCUACUGACACCAAUGACUACGGCAGAGACUACAGCUACAGCCAACCUCCUAAAAACUAUGAUAACUUCAUGGAUGAGUGCAUAAAGAGAAAAGACCUUCUGCCUGCGGAGAAUCAACAGCCAAACAUCAAACCAGCUGCCACUACCAAAACUACAACUACUGCUGUCACCUCAGCCCCAGACACUCGCAGCAACGCAACAGAGAGCAACAGCACUGCAGCAGGUAACACCACGACCUCUGCACCUUCAACCGCCCAGCUUCAAAAUCAGACUGAAGCCAGCCCUGUGCCUCCAGCUUCACAGACUCUCGGAAAAACUGUUACUGAUGAUGAUGAUGAUGAUGACACAGUCAGCAUUGUGGAGAUCGGCUACCCAGCACUGAUCAAGCAGCUGAAGGUCAGGAGAUGCUUGGACCUGUACAUGGUUUACUCUGAAAAGUACCUGAAGAAAAAUACAGAACGAAGCAUCAGCGACGGGGUGUGGGGACUGGAAAUGGGCUCGCAGGGGCUUUUAGCUGUGGUCACCAGUACUAUACUGAUGCUACUGAAUAGCAACAUGCCAAUACUGCUGCGCUGACGCCUUCAUUAGCAGUUGUGAAUGAGAAGUGUUACUACAGAAUUGAGGUGUACAGCAAAGAAUGAGUUCAAGAAAUGAAGUAAUUCAGCAGCGUGGCUCUAGGUAUGAAAGUGUCCAGACUGAAAAACAACUAGAGGAUGGAUUUGCAUAAAAGUUUGUGGUCUCCAGAGACAUUUUUGGUUUUUAAUAACAUAUCUUGAUGAGUUUUGGGUAAUGAUUGUGAAUCAGUUCUAACAGCUUUGGUGAUCCUCUGACUUUUCAUGCCAUCAUCAGGUCAUUUCUGUCGAAUACUUUGGUUUAUGACAAUGAUGGUUUCUGAUAAAACUAAUGGCAUUCGUAUCAGCCUCAGCUGAGCUUUGUGCUUUUGUACUAAAUAGCACAUUUUCCUACGCUAACAUGCUAAACUAAAACAGAUGAACAUGGUAAAUAUUGUGAGUGUGUUAGCAUACUUAUGACAUUAGCAUUUAGCUCAAGGCUGUGCCCAAGUAUAGCCUCACAGAGCCAGAAGCAUAGCUGUAGACUUGUUUUAAUUAUUCAAGCAAGCAGGCCAGUGUCACUGGCUGAGGGGAUUGGUUUUCACUUUGGGGCUGGUGCAGGCUCUGUUGUGGUGACGAUCUGUGUAAAUAAACAGCUUGGCAAUAAGAGAUUUGCUUUAAGUGUGAUACAGGACUUGUAUUAACUCAAGGGGUGCUGAUGUUGGAGGGCUGUCUGAUUUAAGGACAAUCCAAAGAGGAAAAGAGUGAAUAUUAUACUGAAUACAGACGUUAGACAGAGCAGUUCUGGCAUACCUGAGUAUUUGUAGUGGAUCUUUUUUUGUUUUACCAUUUUCACCCUGUAUUAAAUAUAACUGCACUUUCAUCUUGUGAUCAUGCAGUUCAUUGAAAUUCAAAAAUCAAAUCAACCAUAUUUAAGGCUGAUUAUGACCUCUGUUGGUACUUAUUUUAUUUGGAUAAAACUAUUCGAAAGUAUGCAUGUUGUUGUCCUAACAAUCCUUAAAUUGCUCAUGUUUAAUAAAUACAAAGAAACUGCUGUACAUACAAUUACUCACGUACAAUAGUGUGGCAUACCUAUCCUUUCCUUGAGGAUUCCCAUUUUAAGUUACUUUAUACUUCUUCUUCGCUACAUUUCAGAGGGAUAUAUUGUACUUAUAUGUGGUAUGAUGCAGUGCUAUACUGCUGAUCUGCCCAGGAGUAUACAAAUUAUAAAAAUGGCUCCACAUAGACGAACAACAUUAAAAUGCUCUGACAUGUAUUUGUUAGGGAUAAAAACAGAAUAUGAUUGACACGGCCGGGAGGCACGAGGUUUCAGGACUCAAAU